AUAUUCUUCAUGAGGAACAGAAGAAACUUGAAGAAAGAGUGCUUACUACGGAGAGUGCCUUGACAAAAACGAAGAAGGAGCUAUUAGAGACGAAAAAAGAGGUAGCCAUUCUCUAAUUGUUUGGCGUAGUUGGUAGAAGUACAAAGCACGUUAGUCAUAAAAGUCCAAGGACUCAAACCCCGUGACUAGACAAUCGGGUUCUUUUUUUCCGGCUUACAAUUCUACGGUUUUUUCAACUAUUGAUAUGUACCAGUUUGUGUAACAUUAGUAAAACCAGCGUCUCGUUGCCGGUCAGAGCAAGCUUGUGUAUCCUAACCGGUGGUGUUUUAGAUCUGAGUACGAAACUUGAAUAUUUAAAAUCUUUGCAGGUGCUUGACAAAGAGCUGGCCGAGAUUCAGUUAUCUGAGGAACUAAAGUCCAUGACUCUUCAAGCAGAGGAGUAUAAGGUAUUAGGCUAAUUAAAGCGGACACCCUUGUGAACACAUUAGCUCUUAAUUACUCGGCAAAUAUAUCUCCAAAGCAGCCAUCAGAAAUUUAUCUUUUAAUGUGUGCCCAGCUUUAACCUUUUCUUCGCUACUGGGCAGUCUCAACUCACACAAUUAUAACUUCACUGACAGUGGACAAGUGGCUAUCAAGGUAGAGAAUAUAUAUAUUUUUUAAUAUUGUGGCAGGUCAGUACUUGCUUAGUCCCCUUAAUGAAAUCCGCGAGAAAGCUUAACGUAAGUCUUGCUGUAGGGAAGAAGUGGCUUUAAAUAUCCGGGGCCAUGGCUGCGGCAAAGAUUUUAUUUACUUUAAUCAAUUAGCUAUGACAAACGUCCUUAGAUGAAAUUCAGUCUUCUGUUAUACGUGUUGAACAUCACCCUCAUUUAACGCUUCAACCUUUGAAGAGGAAUUGCUCUGAUGGUUAUCCUUUCAACCAUAGCGUCUUUUUGUGGCGGAGAGAAACAAGAACAUAUGCGGCUUAGAAAGACUGGAGGCACUGAUUUCAAACGCGGAUGCUGAAAUGCACAACGAGGACAUGCCCAACCGGUUUGAAAGUUUUAAGGUAAAUCUUUAAUUGUUGAUUACUUUCUCUUCUUUAACUGUCUGUCAAACUAACGCUCUAGUAAUCUACAGUAGCCACUUAUUCAGGCGGCCACUGUCACUUACCUUUUUUUCGUCAGGCUGUCGGAUUUAAUUUUUAUCCCGGUAUAACGUGACGAAUGGGUAAGAGUAAGGUUACUAAGAAUGAAUCCAACCUGCUGUGGGAGCACUAAUAAGCAGGCUGCAAAACUUCAGUCAGUGGUUUCUGUCUAGACUUUCUAUUGAAACCACUUUUUAACAUUUAAUGCAUGUAGGUGUUGUAAGCGUGAUCGAGUUCAGAGUUUAGUGAAGCGUGAACAAGCAUCAGUUGUAGAUCAGUGAUCCCUCUGCCGUUUAUUUAGAGACGAAAGUACGCUUCCAGUUUCAUUUUCAUUCCUACUAAGCUUAUGCCCCCUAGCCCCUAAAUCAAGGCUUUGCUCUGAUAGGAACUUUAUUCUCUCAUAUAAAUGUUUUCUCUUUGGACAUGAAAUUCUAGGAAUUAAUCAGCGUGAUACAAGAGGGUUUUCAGGCUCAAAUAAAGAUGAUUCUUGAUAAGCUUUCCGACGCCGAAGAUAUGCUUUACCGUUCAUCGCCUUACACAGAAGGGAAAGUACAACAGACGAAGAUCAACAAAGAAACACCCUCAAAUGGUUCAAUGUUCGAGUUAGCAAAUCUGAGUGACAAAGUCAAGGAAGAAGUUGAUGAGGAACCAAGGGUAAAAGCAGCCAACCCUCGUCCUGAGAAAAUCCAAGCUGUAACGGAUAGCUCGGAAGCGUGCAAAUACGAGCAAUUUAGUUGCAACUCUACAAACGGUGAGGAUUCCGUGGAGUCUGAACCAACUCCAGUUGUUCAGUUUCAACAAACACAGCAAUCAUUUGUACAAGCUCAGGCGAAUUUCAAACAUGCCCAUCCAAAUGAUACGAUUGAUGGGCAUCCAUUUAUGAGCAAAAGUCCUAUAAAGGGAGCAACGAAACAAGACCAAGAUUGCAUUUUGAUCUAUGAAAGGCGUACCCCAAUAGUAGACCGAGAAAUAGCGAGUCGACUUUUCCUUCCACCAAAUUUCUACAAUUAUACCAAACGUGAGCCUUGCACUGGGUGUAUUGGUUGUCGUGGUAUACCAAAAAGAGCAGCCGAUACCAUUAAACAGGAGGUUAAGGACAUUAAACAAGUCAGUACGUCUGCUACUUCAGCGGUUUUCACAAACACAGCGACGAGUCAUGUAUUUGGACAGUCAGCUAACUUUGGCCGACUGACGUUAUCAUCGUUUAAAGCUCAAGAUAGAAUUGCAUUUUCUCAGUCACAAACGAAGACAAGCCAUAAACCAUUUCAAGGAGCAGGUCAGCAGCUUUUCGCUGAACCUGCUAAGGAGGUCGAGGAACAAGAUAGCGAUAAGUUGCAUUUCGAACCAGUUAUUCCUCUGCCUGAAGAAAUCCAAGUUGUCACAGGAGAAGAAGGUCUGGAGGUGACGUUUUCUGACAGAGCAAAGCUGUAUCGGUUUGAUGGUGACUCGUCGCAGUGGAAAGAAAGGGGCAUUGGAGAAGUGAAGCUAUUACGUCAUCCAACUUCAGGGCGAGGAAGAGUUCUUAUGAGGAGAGAGCAAAUCAAGAAAUUGUGUGCUAACCAUAACAUUACUGCUGAAAUGGAGCUCAAACCCAAUGUUGGAUCAAAUCGUUCUUGGGUCUGGUAUACUUCUGCGGAUUAUUCUGAAGGUGAGGGAAAGCCGGAAAAACUAGCCAUCAAGUUUAAGACUGCGGAAACGGCUGGAAAGUUUAAACAGGUGUUUGAUGAACUGAAGGAACCACUUUCGUCAGGUCAUUCCCCGGAAAAGGCGCCUGCUGAACAUCAAAAGGCGACGGGUUGCGAACUUUAUAAACAGUUUCUUUCAAAUUUUACUCCUGCACCUGGCACAUGGGCUUGUGAGGUGUGCUAUGUUGAAAAUAAGGCUGGGGGUUCGGCAUGCGUGGCAUGUAACUCCCUAAAACCAAACAACGGAGAGACUGAACCACCAUCCAAACAUGGAGAAGAAGCAGCUGCAACGAAUGUGUCUGUUGUUGAUUCGGUGGAACCAAACACAUUCCAAAACGUGAAUAAAGACGCUCCGACUUCCUUCUUCUUGCAGUCUCUGGGAGGGAAGGGCCUGAAUACUUCAAAGCUUUUCACCAUUGGGCGAGGAGAAUCAAGUGUAGAUAAAGAUACUAGAGACGAUGAGAUUGACCUGUCUCCAAGUAAGACGUCUUCUCCUAGCAAGAAGGGGAUAAUAACACCACAACCCUCAACUCGAGACUCCCAAGGUAACCUGUUGACAGGUCUUCCGUUUGGGUCAGGUGCUCCAUUCGAUUUCACAUUUAGGAUGACAAUUUGGCCUGGAUCUGCGCCACAAAAGCCAAGAUCUCCACUGUCACACACGUUUCCAACGAGUCUUGUUCAAGGGGACGAUGAUGGUAAAUCUAAUUUUGAGCCAGUCAUUCCUCUCCCUGAAGAAAUCCAAGUUCGCACAGGAGAAGAAGGUCUGGAGAUGAUGUUUUCCGAGAGGGCAAAGCUGUAUCGGUUUGAUGGUGACUCGUCGCAGUGGAAAGAAAGGGGCAUUGGAGAAGUGAAGCUAUUACGUCAUCCAACUUCAGGGCGAGGAAGAGUUCUCAUGAGGAGAGAGCAAAUCAAGAAAUUGUGUGCUAACCAUAACAUUACUGCUGAAAUGGAGCUCAAACCCAAUGUUGGAUCAAAUCGUUCUUGGGUCUGGUAUACUUCUGCGGAUUAUUCUGAAGGUGAGGGAAAGCCGGAAAAACUAGCCAUCAAGUUUAAGACUGCGGAAACGGCUGGAAAGUUUAAACAGGUGUUUGAUGAACUGAAGGAACCACUUUCGUCAGAUCAUUCCCCGGAAAAGGCGCCUGCUGAACAUCAAAAGGCGACGGGUUGCGAACUUUAUAAACAGUUUCUUUCAAAUUUUGCUCAUGCACCUGGCACAUGGUCUUGUGAGGUGUGCUAUGUUGAAAAUAAGGCUGGGGAUUCGGUAUGCGUGGCAUGUAACUCCCUAAAACCAAACGACGGAGAAACUGAACCACCAUCCAAACAUGGAGAAGAAACAGCUACAGCAAAUGUGUCUGCUGUUGAUUCGGUGAAACCUAAAACAUUCCAAAACUUGAAUAAAGAAGCUUCAAUUUCUUUCUUCUUCCACCCUCCAGGAGAGAAGGGCCUACAUACUUCAAAGCUUUUCACCAUUGGGCGAGGAGAAUCAAGUGUAGAUAAAGAUACUAGUGACGAUGAAAUUGACCUGUCUCCAAGCAAGACGUUUUCUCCGAGCAAGAAGAGGAUAAUAACACCACAACCCUCAACCCAAGACUCCCAAGGUACUCUGUUGACAGGUCUUCCGUUUGGUACAGGUGCUCCAUGCAAUUUCACAUUUAGGAUGACAGUUUCGCCUGGAUCUCCGCCACAAAAGCCAAGAUCUCCAUUGUCACAAAGUACUCCAACGAGUCCUGUUCCAUAUUUCGAGCCUCUCAUACCACUCCCUGACAAAGCUGAAUGUCGCACGGGGGAGGAGGGGCAGGAGGUUCUGUUUUGUGAACGUUGUAAACUGUUUCGAUACGACAGUGACACGUCUCAGUGGAAAGAACGAGGAGUUGGUGACAUCAAAAUUCUUCUUAACCCAAGUUCUAAGAGGCAUCGAAUCCUAAUGAGACGUGAUCAUGUGUUCAAAAUUUGUGCAAAUCAUGUGAUAACCUCAGAAAUGCAACUUAAACCGUUUCCAAAAUCUGAGAGAGCCUGGUUGUGGACAACACUUGGGGAUUUCUCAGAAGAAACAACUACAGCGGAAACUUUGGCCGUAAGGUUUAAAUGCAACGAAGUUGCCAAUAUUUUUAAGGAAGUUUUUGACAAGGCUCUACAGACUCUUUCACGUAAAAGUGACCAUUUGGUAUCUUCAUCAAAUGCAAAGGACAAUCAUCUUGACAAAGCAAUAGUUGAAAAAGAUCAAAAGGAGAGAGACGUCUUUGGGUAUGAGGAGGAGGCAUUUGCUCAAGCAGGGAUAUCAGCAAGGUGGGUAGUGACGAGGCAGUUUUUAAUAAUAAUAAUAAUAAUAAUUAUAAUUAUAACAAUAAUAAUAAUAUAAUAAUAUCUAUAAUAAAAAAUACUCAUAGUAGGCAUUCGUCUAUCUCCUGAGGUAAUGGUAGCGUUUACAUUAGUUAAAGUCAGUCUUGUUGCGAGGAGCGUCCAUUAUCGCUCGACAGGCCGAUCUUUGAAUGACAGUCUCUUCGGUACGUGUUACAAGCGAAAAAACGUUGGAGUUACUUAGGCAGGGGGUCAAUGGUUUGUCUUAGUAACCUGUAACGUGAUAUCACCUUCGUUGUUAUUGUUACUUUGAAAUGAUGUUUAAAAUCAUUGAUCAGUCCAGUCAGCUAUUGACCAUGAUUCUCGCUUCUAUCCCUAUGUAAGGCAACUGUAACUCGCACAAUGUGCCUUAAACCGCGUUCAACUUGUUUCUAUAGAAUUUGACCCACCAUAUAAAAUAUAUUGAGCGUGUUAUAAUGUAACAAAGGAUGGAAUGCUGUUUGAAGGGUUGAGCUGAAAAUGGCUUCCAAGCUGAUAUAGUGCUCCUCAACGGCACGCCCACCUCAACAUGAUUAAUUUCAUCUUAAUGUUUGUUCUCAGUGAGCAAGAACAGUCGAUGCAUAAGCAGGUCACAGAAGUGGCAACAUCGGUACGGAACAAACUAAGCCAAUCAGGUUUUCUGUUUGGCUCUGCCAGCGUAGGUUCGUUGUCCUUUCAGUCUGUAGCCGCUUCCUCUUUGACUGACAGCCUGACGACGCCUGACAAGUCUCCAGGGUUAAAAGGUGCUGGGGCUCAAUUAUUUGCCGCCUCUACAACGAAGGAUGAUAGUGAUGGAGAUGCAGCAGACGGUGAUCACCCUGAUGAACCAUAUUUCGAGCCCUUUAUAUCUCUUCCGGUAAAGAUUGACCUAAAAACUGGGGAAGAAGACGAACAGGUCAUGUUUUCACAUCGAGCUAAGUUGUAUCGCUUUGUCGCAGAGGAGAAGCAGUGGAAAGAGCGCGCGAUUGGAGAUAUCAAGUUGCUGAGAAAUGUAACAUCGGGAAAAAUGCGAGUGCUGAUGCGGCGGGAUCAGGUGUUGAAACUUUGUGCGAAUCAUCAGAUAACCACUGACAUGAGUUUACAGCCAAAUGCAGGCUCAGAUAGAUCGUGGGUUUGGAGUACACAUGCAGACUUCUCUGAGGGGGAAUGCAAAGCAGAGCGACUAGCUGUUAGGUUUAAGAACGAAGACAUUGCCAGGAAAUUCAAAGAAAAGUUUGAAGAAUGCCAGGAAAUGCUGAAGAACCAGAUAUCAUUGAAACCGCCACUCCAAAAGGAGACUGUCAAUACAGAGGACGUGAAAGAAGACCUUCUUGCGAAGUUUAAAGCUGAAGAAGGAUCAUGGGAGUGUGAUACCUGUAUGGUGAGAAACGACAGUGAUAAGUUAGUAUGUGCAGCGUGUACAAGCCCGAAACCAGGGAUAAAGGAUAGUCAGGAUAAAAAGUCAGAAGGAAAGCCAAUUUUUGGAUCUGGAUCCACGUCGUCUGGGACAAGUUUUACAUUUGGAUCAGGUGCAUCAUCUUCUGGUACAGGGUUUUCAUUUCGAUCAGGUGCAACUCGCUAUGGAAAAGGAUUUGUAUUUGGUUCCACUGAAACAAAUAAAGGAAGUGCAAAACCGUUUUUCUNUGAGAAAUGUAACAUCGGGAAAAAUGCGAGUGCUGAUGCGGCGGGAUCAGGUGUUGAAACUUUGUGCGAAUCAUCAGAUAACCACUGACAUGAGUUUACAGCCAAAUGCAGGCUCAGAUAGAUCGUGGGUUUGGAGUACACAUGCAGACUUCUCUGAGGGGGAAUGCAAAGCAGAGCGACUAGCUGUUAGGUUUAAGAACGAAGACAUUGCCAGGAAAUUCAAAGAAAAGUUUGAAGAAUGCCAGGAAAUGCUGAAGAACCAGAUAUCAUUGAAACCGCCACUCCAAAAGGAGACUGUCAAUACAGAGGACGUGAAAGAAGACCUUCUUGCGAAGUUUAAAGCUGAAGAAGGAUCAUGGGAGUGUGAUACCUGUAUGGUGAGAAACGACAGUGAUAAGUUAGUAUGUGCAGCGUGUACAAGCCCGAAACCAGGGAUAAAGGAUAGUCAGGAUAAAAAGUCAGAAGGAAAGCCAAUUUUUGGAUCUGGAUCCACGUCGUCUGGGACAAGUUUUACAUUUGGAUCAGGUGCAUCAUCUUCUGGUACAGGGUUUUCAUUUCGAUCAGGUGCAACUCGCUAUGGAAAAGGAUUUGUAUUUGGUUCCACUGAAACAAAUAAAGGAAGUGCAAAACCGUUUUUCUCCUUUGGAUCAUCGAACCUGACUCCAAGUUCAAGCUCAGAAACUGCAACUACAUUUGGUUCAAUGACGCAUCUAGAAACGGCUAUUCAAGAGCAAGCUUCUGGAGACUACAUCGAUGAUGAUGAUGAUGAUCAGACGGAUCAGCAAACACCUGAUGUAGACAAUAAGCAGCCGGGAAAUGAAGAGAAGAAGAAUGUGCUUACUGAGGACACGGAUGCUGUAGCGGGCGAAAAGGUUGAGAUGACAUCAUGUGGAGAAAGGUAAUGCGUUAUGUGCUCAAACGACAAGUAAAUGAAUGUAGAGAUUUUCAUUUGAUUUGUCAGACUAACAAGUCAGUGAGAUGGGACGCACAAGCCGAAAAAGCGCUCCCAAGGCCGAGAAACGCAGUGCAACGAUGCUUACUAAUUAACUCAGUGCACAACCUUCCAGUAUGGUAUACUCAGUAUCUAGUGUGUAGAAUUUUCAAAAUCUUUCACUGUCCUUCCAGUUAAAAAGUGACUGCUUGUUUCCAUGUUAUAUCGUAGAUAGAAGCAUUUCAAGAAGAAAAGUUGUACACCUGUUAGUUUACGAACAAAUUAGUAGUUCAAAGUGUAGGCCAAUAUUUUUAGUGGGUCUAUUAUCAUCCAGCAACUAUUUAACUGAAUCGCUUGGUCCCUUUGAAUAAAUGAGGUGAUCGUUGUUCUCGUUAAUAAUACUCUUCGUGGGAGGGCACUAUUAAUGUUUGUUUGUUUUAAUUAUUCUACACACUAACUUUUGCAGUGAGGCUGCCCAAAAAAACAAAAAUGACAAGUCGAGUGAGGAAAAAGCAUUUCUCUUUGGUUCUCCAAGCAUCUCUGCAAUGUCGUUUCAGUCGGUAGCUGCUUCUUCGAUCGAAAACAGCCCAUUUGGGCAGAACGCAAAAACAAAAUCCAAGGGGUUUGCUGGAGCUGGAUCGACACUUUUUGCUUCUCAGUCUCUGGGAGGGGAGACACACGAAGAGGAAGAACAAGAGGGUGAUCAUGAUGGACCACACUUCGAAGCAAUCAUUUCUCUACCAGAGAAAAUUGACGUAAAAACAGGGGAAGAAGACGAACAGGUCAUGUUUUCACAUCGAGCUAAGUUGUAUCGCUUUGUCGCAGAGGAGAAGCAGUGGAAAGAGCGCGGGAUUGGAGAUAUCAAGUUGCUGAGAAAUGUAACAUCGGGAAAAAUGCGAGUGCUGAUGCGGCGGGAUCAGGUGUUGAAACUUUGUGCGAAUCAUCAGAUAACCACUGACAUGAGUUUACAGCCAAAUGCAGGCUCAGAUAGAUCGUGGGUUUGGAGUACACAUGCAGACUUCUCCGAGGGAGAAUGCAAAGCAGAACGACUAGCUGUCAGGUUUAAGAACGAAGACAUUGCCAGGAAAUUCAAAGAAAAGUUUGAAGAAUGCCAGGAAAUGCUGAAGAACCAGGCAUCAUUGAAACCGCCACUCCAAAAGGAGAAUGUCAAUGCCGAGGGCGUGAAAGAUGAUCUUUUUCCGAAGUUUAAAGCUGAAGAAGGAUCAUGGGAGUGUGAUACCUGUGUGAUGAGAAACGGCAGUGACAAGUUAGUGUGUGUAGCGUGCACAACCCCAAAACCUGGAGCUCAGACAUCACAAAUGCCAGCCAAUGGAGGGACACCAUCUUUUUCGUUUGGUACAGCUGGUGCUCCAUCGAAUUCAGGAUUUUCUUUUGGAUCUCCUGCAUCUAGUGUUGAUGCUGGAAGAGGAUUUGCUUCAGCUUCUAGUCAAGGAUUUUCAUUUGGCUCAGAUUCUUCACCUUCUCGAACUGGUUUCGUAUUUAGUCGGCAAAAGGCAAGCCUCGGUGCGGAUCUUCUGGGAGGAUGGAAACCCGAAGAGGGAUCCUGGGAGUGUAAUACCUGUUUAGUGAGAAACAAAAGUGAGAAGUUGGAAUGUGUAGCGUGUGCAAGUCCAAAGCCAGGAGUUGACGUAAACCGCGAGAAAACGACAGAAGGAAGGCCAUCGUUUGGAUUUUGUUCUGGUUCAUCGUUUUCCAGUGCGGGGUUUUCGCUAGGAACAAGUGCCUCCUCUUCUGGCGCUGGAUUUUCUUUUGGAUCUGGCCCGACAUCGAGUGGGGCAGGGUUCUCAUUUGGAUUUAAUGGACAAAGUGAUGGGGGGAAAGGUGUCAGUGAUGGUUUUGAGGAAAGAUGGAAACCUGAAAAGGAUUCCUGGGAGUGUACUAUCUGUUUGGUGACGAACAAAAGUGAGAAGUUGGAAUGUGUAGCGUGUGCAAGCCCAAAGCCAGGAGUUGACGUAAACCGCGAGAAAACGACAGAAGGAAAGCCAUUGUUUGGAUUUAGUCCUGGUUCAUCGUUUUCCAGUACGGGGUUUUCGUUUGGAACAAGUGCCUCCUCCUCUGGUGCUGGGUUUUCUUUUGGAUCUUGCCCGACAUCGAGUGGGGCAGGGUUCUCAUUUGGAUUUAAUGGACAAAGUGAUGGUGAUGGGGGAGAAGGAGACGAAGGGAAGAAAGGCGUCGGCAAGGGUCUUCUGAAAGGAUGGAAACCUGAAACGGAUUGCUGGGAUUGUACUACCUGUUUGGUGAGGAACCAAAUUGACAAGUUGGAAUGUGUAGCGUGUGCAAGCACAAAGCCAGGAGUUGACGUAAACCGCAAGAAAACGACAGAAGGAAAGCCAUUAUUUGGAUUUGGUUCUGGUUCAUCGUUUUCCAGUGCAGGGUUUUCGUUUGGAACAAGUGCCUCCUCUUCUGGUGCUGGAUUUUCUUUUGGAUCUGGCCCGACAUCGACUGGGGCAGCGUUUUCAUUUGGAUUCAAUGGACAGAGUGGUGAUGGAGAAGAAAGAGAAGGGUAG
Molecule: messenger RNA, 10227 nt
Organism: Porites evermanni
Lineage: Eukaryota; Metazoa; Cnidaria; Anthozoa; Scleractinia; Poritidae
Source: the annotation of a GenBank genome assembly